This is a messenger RNA of Amoebophrya sp. A25, 4522 nucleotides long. NCBI's taxonomy places the organism in Eukaryota, Dinophyceae, Syndiniales, Amoebophryaceae. The record is from the annotation of a GenBank genome assembly.
CCGGUUGAGGAUGGUGCACGCCGCGAAGGAGAGAGCGCGAGGCAGUGAAGAUAAGAAAAACUAGGUUAGUGCUCCCUCAACAACGAAAAACAUGUUGUACUUAGGGCCUUACGCCAGUAGGCAUUUACUUCUAGUUGUUCACUUGUCAGUUGCUUGCGCAUUAGUCAAGAGUUAGCAGGGUUGGCAUCCCCUGCGCUCGUGCCUUGUAGGUAGGCGUAUAAGAGUGGGACGGUUGGCAGCCGGUGGAGGUUUAUAUAAAACUCUUAAUCCGCCUCCUUUACUCCUAGGGUUCAGCUUUUUAGAAUCGGCAGGUUCGUAGGCAAUUAGUGCGCUGUAUUAUAAGGAGGUAACCGGACUCCACCUGCCGUCGGUUUGCGAACCGGAUAAAGCUGAGGCCGCUCAUUUAGUAGCCCCGGGAUACAAAAAAAAAAAAAAUGUUUCUUUCGUGAGGCCCUUGAAUCUUGAAUCUUGACACAUUGAUGAAAAUGUGAUGAAGAUGAAGGUCUCUCUUUUCAUUUUGAGCUGGUUAACAUUCGCUUUUCAUUCACCUCUAUUCGUAUUCAUUGAUCGUUGGCAGUGCGCACAAUUGCGGUCACUGGAGUCGCAUCGAUGAUUCGAGGUAGCAAUACAUACGAAGCUAAGCUUUAUCGAGAAAAACUCGCCUGUCGCGGGAGAUCCACACUCGAUGCCGCAAGUACCGGCUUCGUCCCUGCUCUCUGAAUAAACUGAUGUGCAUUCGAAAAACAAGAAAAAUGCCCAAGAGAAAAAAGCGCUUGUAAUGCGUAGAACCAAAUAGCAGAAGUAAUGGUAUUCUUCUUCCCUUAACAUAAACAUCAUCCCAGCAAAAGGAUAGAGUUUCUAGGCUGAAACGAAUUCAAUAUAGAAAAGAAGAAGAGUAAUAUAGGCUAUCUAAGACAUCAACAAAGCAUCAAAAGGAUGGUAGAAGUCGACAAGAGUAUCGAAACAUCGCGUGCGGAGGCGGUCGCACGACUCCAAAUGGAGAUGGAGCAUAGCACGAACGGCGCCGCCUUGCCACAUUUUGUCAUUCGAUCCAACAAGAACAGCAAGGCAAGCUCGUCUUCAGCCGGAAAUAGCAAGGCGGGUUAUUACAAGACGCAACAGUUUUCGUGCCCUAAAACUGGCGGACCUCGAUUUUUCAGCGGCGAUCGCGGUGCGGAAGUUGCUCCUAUUAGCGCACGUGUGCGUGCGCGCACCUGCCUCCGACGCGAGGAGGAUGUCGCAGUACAUGUUGACAAUGGUGUGGGCCCUAGCAUAUGUGCCAGCGGCUCCGAACAAGAACCUGGAACCAGUAAGGUGUCUUUGGCGUCUGUAGGCUCCUAUGCAACGAGCAGUCGUUCAUGCAGGCCCAUAGCGAGGACCCGAAUCCAAUUGUCGGUCGAAAACCGAGGUGGAGAGGAAUCAGUCAGGAGCCUUUUAGGCGGCCAGGCUGGGAGGACAGCGCUUGCAGCAAAGGGAAAGGUAUUUUUUGGCUUUCGAGUACUACGGCCAUUUUUCCUGAUGCUUCCAUCAACUUGGGACAAGGAAGCAAGUACCAGUGGCGAAUGAAUUUAGAUGAUUAAAGCUAGGUCUAUGUUUCAGGUUGCUUUCAAUUUUUCAUCUCAGGUAUCAUUCUUCAAUCCACCGACGCGUGCAGCCUACAACUUUCAUCCAGAAUUGGAGGGCCGUACCCUGCAGUUCUCAGUCUCUUGUGAGGGCAGGUACUCUUACGAAUGGUGCAAUGAUCAUCAGCAAGGAUACCAGAAUUUUCCUUCAUGUGCGUUCUCAUUAACCAGGCUGCAGAACUACAAAAAAGGGUGAGAACGAGAGUCAACUAUAUCUAUAGUAAAGCGACCGAAUGAAAAUAACAUCAGGUCCCUCGUUCUGGUUUACCAUCUCUUUGAUGAGACGCUGUCAGUGAUUGUUCCCGAAGCAGUUAGCAAGGACGGUUGGGAGUCAAUCGAUGCCCGUGGCAGUGUCUUGAAGCGAGGACGCUAUCCUAUUGGCCGUGCUGAUACGCCUUUCAGUGUGGGAAACACUGUAACUAGGUUUUUCAAGCCAGAAGACUUGCGCUGCAGCCUCGGUAAGGAGGUCGACAUCGGAGGCUACAAAUACAAACUUCUCGACAUGUGUCCGUUUACGAAGAAGUACUUUUCACCAACUAAUCACAGCGAGGGGAAAAGCCAAGAACAGGUGGAGAGUCAGCAAGCGCUUGGGGCAGAGGAUGGUCUUGUCGUGAAGGAAGACUCCGCUGAUGCCGAUGAAAGCACGCAAACGCUGCCGGAAACGACAACGACUGCAACGUCCGAGCAACCACCGAGUAAGAACAAAUACUUGGCACCGGGAGUAUCCGAGACCGCCCUUCAGCAGAUCCUGAAAGAUCUUCUCACAGGCUUGCAGCAAGGAAACCCCCGUACCCUGUUCCGACAAUUCGACAAGACCAAAGACAAUCGACUUUGCUUCCGAGACUUUCAGGUAAUUGCGAUGUUCCGACAAGCAUCAAAGAAAAAGAAAUCAAUCUACCAUUAUGAUUAUUUCUUGUAGGAUAACUAGUCGUGGUGCUGACGCUCGCAGGAUUAUGCUGCAUUAUCAUCAUAAGUACGUGCUAUGUAUGUCAAAGAGGACAAAGCGACUCCAAAGCUUUUCCUUCAUAAAAAAUCCAGGGCCUCUUGUAUGCCUACCGGUUCCGUGUGGCCGAUAUCGAUGCGUGUCGGUUAUUCCAGUUCUUUUGCAACGGUGGAUCCUCAUCGUCGUCCGCUUCAACUGCUGGCGAAAAGGACAACGAGGUCAGCGAUAGUGCCUCAACCUCCACUUGCUCCGCAGCUGCCAAGCGAGACAGGCAUAACAGUUCUAUCUUUGCUGGCGAAGCCUCUGUUCACGAUGAUACAGCGCAGGAGCAGGCGGCUACAUCAACGACGAGUAUCAACUUUGAGACGUUUUUGGCGGUUUUGCACCGAGAUUAUGCUAGUCGAGCAGGACACCUGCUUCGUGUGCCCGCGUUUUCGUCCACGUUUCUCGACGAGGCGCAUAAAGAGGUCGCCGACAACGCAAAUAAGGCACAGGUCAAAGCCAAAGUUCAGUAUGCGGCUGAACUGUUAUCCAGGUCCGCGCGUCGUCCGAUUAUCCAGCGCCGCUUUCGCGAGGAAUACGCCCAAAAGGGAUCGGCGCUUGUCGACUCGACAGCUGUUGCAUGGGCGUUUAACGAUCCGGCUUUGAGUAUGACAGAUUGCGACGCAAUCCUCAACUUCCUUUACAGCUCGAAGAGUAACUCUCAAAAGCCGAGCAUUUCGUUCGUCAAGUUCGUCGCAGAUCUCGAGAAAGCCUACUUAGAAGUACCCCACAUGAGGAGUUAGACGUCAAAAUGCUUUUCAAGAAUUUACUUGGCAUUCUUAGAAAGUACUAGAACGAGUGUAAAUAUGUUCUCGAAACUCAAAAGAUAGAUCUUGAGACGAAAUGAACAACAUGAACAUCCCUUGACGAGCACGAGACUACCACUAAUCGCUAAUAAAUGAACUUUUCUAUUAUCCAAACACGAACUGCACCUGCGUAGAUGUUGACACAAAUACUGGAAUACAAACGUACACUUGCUUAAAGACUUUGAAGUUUCCCCUUGGUGUAGAAGUUGAAUAGGUCGAGCGAAACGUAUCUCCCAUCCUCCUCCCCAAGAAAACCGACGAUAUGAAAACGAGAAUCAUGAAGUAUAGAUCGGAUAUUUAUGAGAAUUAGAAACUGAAUUUUCUGUAAAUCUGAAACCCAUUAUGUUUGCUUCUCCAAAAUGCAAACCGAGAUAAACGUAGAAGACGAGCUUAAUGCUAUUCAGGCUAUUGCUAUCCCAGAGAAAUAAUAAUUAUAAUGAACGGACCCCACCGAUUGACCAUCCUAUCAGAGCUCUUUUUCUAUCUUGCACGCAAACCUGAACUUUUUUUCUUUUCAUGUCUCUUCUUGGAGAUUGAUCCAGAGCUGGUUUUCUAAUUAUAAGGUUGAACAAGUUAAUGAAAAGAUUGAAGGUUGAACAUGAAACUGUCGAAUGAAAAGAUUGUAAGGGAUAAUUCCUUCUGUGGUCCCAGUAAGAUUAGUUCUUAAUGUACAGCAGCGGGCUACACCUACAGCUCGUCUUGUAGAUGAUUUUCUUCAAAGAAUAUAGUCCAAUGAAGAACAGGUCAAAUAACAUGUUGCAGCAUUUGAUGCAGACACUUAACUUAUUAUUUACUUCUCCACCCUGCUAUUAAGUCUAAGAUCGAUAUUUAUAAUAUAUAUAUAGAUUCUUAUGGUUCUUCAUAAAUGUCCAAGUGAAUAUCGAAGCCUCAACCACGUGCCCUCGAUGGUAUUUUUUAAUAAUGACCGAAACACGAGAAGUACGAUUCUCAAAGUCUCCUGGAAAUGAACAGAAAGUCUGAAGAAAACUGAUUGAGGUAUGUAGUGAGGACUAAACAAGUCAUGGUCAUACGCGAUCCAAACUUGAGGAAAAGGAAGACCAAAUCAAUGCGACGACUUCUGAUGGAGCCAGCUGCUGCAGUUUGAAAAU